Messenger RNA from Bursaphelenchus okinawaensis, 4331 nucleotides. The record is from the annotation of a GenBank genome assembly. NCBI's taxonomy places the organism in Eukaryota, Metazoa, Nematoda, Chromadorea, Rhabditida, Aphelenchoididae.
AUGGUAGCCCCCGACAUAAUGCAAAUCAACGACUGCGAUUGGCUGGUGAGUUGACUUUACUGUAGAGUUAAUUUUUGUUAUAAAAAUAUUUUGAAGACAAACUUUUAUUGACUAUAACAAGAUGUUUAAACAAAAAAUUUGGAGUUUUAAUUGUGACUUUAAAGCUACUUCACAUAAAGUGUAAAAUGGUAGUGAAAAAUUGUAAGAUUAUAGUAAAACAUAAAACAACUACAAUAAAAUUUUACAGUGCACUGAUCUACUAUAAUAUUUGAAUUAAAAAGUUAAAAUUUUGACAAAAGAUAUGAACAGUAAAAACAUGACAUAUAGACUGAAGAUCAAUAUUCUGUUUAUGGUGUAAAACAUAACAAAGUUGUCUUUGACGUAUUGAAAUGUGUUGACCAAAGAUUACUUUACUAUUAUCUUGUCUGUUGCGAGCGCAACAAAAUUAUUUCUUCUACUUUUAAAUAAAAAAAAGUUUUUGCAAAAAGUAGUUUUAACUUUUUAUAAUGAGCAUUUUUUAAAAAGAUUUUAAAAAAUUCCAAUUCUUUUGGUACAAUGUAUAAACACAUUGACCAGCUGGUAAUUUUGGAUUAAAUAAACCGGCAUCGACUCCUAUACCCCUUCUCUUAUCACCUUGAUCUGCUUAAAAACUUAGCCUACACACCAUAGAUUCAUGCUUUCUCCUCAAUUCUCAUGACAUCUCUUUCUACACCUCUGUUACUCAUACCUCUAAAUGUAGAAAUAAAAGUGAACAUGACAAUGAUCUGAGAUCAAUUUGUGUUUCCUACAUUGCAUCAGCCCUAGUAAUAAAGACUUUACAUCAAUGAAAUUAUUGAUGAAUUUGAUCCGACUAGAAUGCUCAUCUAUAAAUAUUGCGCUCUCUUCGGUUAUUAAUUCAGUUUACCUGACUUUCGAGACACGUGGUGGUUUCGGAAGUCAUCACAAGCUUAUACUUUUGGCUAUAACAAUAUUUUUGUUUUGAACUAUAUUUUUAAAUCAGUUUUAUUUGUAACAUUGUACUGAAGAGGCAAAAUGAGGACUGCUGUAAGUGUUUUGGCACUAUAGCCUUAUUUUAGUUAAGUACUGUGUUCAAAAGAUAUAGUACGCUUCCUACUGAAUCUUUUUUUAAAACAACUCUUCAAAGUACUGUAACGUUACUGUAUGUCUUCAGAUUUCACUUUCAAACCCAUUUUUCAUAGUAGAAUCAAAAAGUCUUUGUACAACAAUUAACGUCUUCUCGUUUAUAUUUUAAUCACUCAGCGACGAUAUUAUGUUAGAUGCGCGAUUCUUGCAAAUCGACACGUAUAGAUAAAAAUCGUCCAUCAUAAUAACUGUCGAUUAGGUUAGUAAAACCAAAUGACAUAAUCAAAUAUGACAUAGAAGAUUAAAAAAAAGAACAUAAAGAUUGUAAACAGAUUUACGUAUAACAUCAUUAGACCUAUAUUAACAUAGGGUCAAAUGUUAGUUUAAAUUGGUUUCUUUCUGCAAUAGUUUUAAGUUUUGAAAAAUAAUGUUUGAUUUCAAAGAUGGAUGGAAAUAGGCUUCUAAACGCUUAGGCUUUUUAAAAAAAAUAUUUUCAAUUUUCAGGAAUACGCCAUGGAUUCGUACGUAGCCGAUGUAACUUCAAGCCCAUCGCAUACCACUAUCAUCUUUACUUUGUCUGAAAAACCCGGUGCUUUGGCUCAGACUUUAAGAAUCUUCAAGGUAAAUUAUUAUGCAGCUUAAACUACGUAUUUUAACUUCCAUUUUUCAUUUUUUUCGAAAUUCGUAAAACUUCAAAAAAGCCAAUAAUUUUUGUGACAUUUCGUCUCAUUCAUAUUCGAGUUUUGGUAAAACUUUAUUUUGAACUCCAAUUUUGUGGGAUUAGUAAUAUAAGCCUAAAAUAUUUUUUAAAAUUACUUUUCUGAUAAUUGCGAUUAUAUUUUCUUAAUUUUUUAAAUUUAUUGAUAUUAUUCAGGACAAACGCGUAAACCUAACCCACAUUGAAUCUCGUCCAUCAAAGACCCGUGAAGGUUGUUAUGAGAUCCUGGUUGAGUGUGCUGAGAACUCGGACAAAUCUCGAAUCGAAGAGAUCAUCAAGGUGUUCAAGACUCACGCCGAGAACGUUCGAGUUCACGACUUCAACUCCCACAUUAAACAAAACAAGGAGUCAGUGCCUUGGUUCCCGGUUAAGAUCGCUGACAUUGAUCAGUUCGCCAACAGAAUCUUGAGUUACGGCAAUGAACUGGACUGUGAUCAUCCUGGAUUCAAGGAUCAGGAAUACAGAGAGAGAAGGAAGAUGUUUGCGGACAUUGCUUUCAGCUACAGAUUGUAGGUUUAUUUUUUAAUAAUUUGAAGUUUUUAGGUUUUUAUAGGUAUAGAAAUAUUUGUUUUGAUUUAAAAAUUUUGUGUUAGGGCAGAUUUUUAUUGCCAAUUCUAAAAGAGCACUGAUUUGCAUAUUUUUAGUUAACAAAAUCAGUAAACUUUAGUUUAAUGACAAUGUUUUACACGAAAACUGUCAAAAUAUGUAUGUUAUUAAAAGUACAUUGACUAAACCGUUAGAUUAUAAUAUAUUUUAAUUUAACCUAAUGUUAACCUUUAGGAGUGAAAAGAUCCCUCGAGUUGAAUACAGUGCUCAAGAGAUUGCCACCUGGAACUCUGUCUACACUGAACUUGUUGGUCUCUACAAAACUCAUGCUUGUCGUGAGUUCAACUACAUCUUCCCAUUGCUUCAACAAAAUUGUGGCUAUGGUCCUGAUAACAUCCCUCAACUUCAAGAUGUCUCCGACUUCUUGAAAGGUAGGCUUUAAUAUUCGAACUGCUAACAUAAUAUUGUGAUCACUUUUUUGACCUCACUGCAAUAUUAGAUCUUUUUGAUAUCAAUAAGUCUUUAACAGAGUUUAUAUUGUACAGAACAUAUACAUUGUCGAUUUGAAGCCACAAACAAUAUAAACUUACUUUUUUCAGAUUGCACUGGCUUCAUUAUUCGCCCAGUAGCCGGUUUAUUGAGUUCAAGAGACUUCUUGGCUGGUUUGGCUUUCCGAGUAUUUCAUUCAACCCAAUAUAUUCGUCAUCAUUCGGUGCCUAAAUAUACUCCAGAGCCGUGAGUUGUUUAUAUUUAAUAUAUUUCCAGUUAUUUUUGAAAUCAUUAUUAAAAAGUAUUUUUUGGUAUUAUUUAGGCCUAAAUUUAGGUAUCAAUUUACUAAAUUUUAAACGUAAACUGUGGCUUUUUGCUAUGAUAAUACUAAGAUUGAGAAUUGACGUCUAAUUUUGUUUUUUAUAAGUAUCAAUAUCUAUUUUGGUUGUUUUAUGAUAAACAUUUUCAGAGAUGUAUGUCACGAACUUUUGGGUCAUGCUCCAUUGUUGGCCGAUCCAGACUUUGCCCAAUUCUCACAAGAAAUUGGCUUGGCUUCAUUGGGAGCUAGCGAUGAUAUGAUCGAACAAUUGGCUACUGUAAGCUUCAUGACGAUAUUAUUUAGCAAAUUUUAUUGAAAAUUACGAAGAUUGUGACACUUUUAAUGCCUAAAAUUUGUGAUUAUAAUACUUUAAACAUACAAUUUUUACUCUUUCAAUCAAUUCAAACACAUAUGUUAAAAUUAAAAACUUAAUAAAAAUCAUUUCAGCUCUACUGGUUCACUGUAGAAUUUGGAGUAUGUAACCAAAGUGGAGAACUCAAGGCUUAUGGAGCUGGCUUGUUGAGUUCAUUUGGAGAACUACAGUAUGCAUUGAGUGACAAACCUCAAUUUUCUCCAUUUGACCCAGCUGCGACUUGUGUUACUAAGUAUCCCAUCACAGAGUACCAACCCAAGUACUUUAUUGCUGAAAGCUUUGCCGAUGCCAAGAAUAAGUUGACGUAAGUAUUAUAGUUAAAUUAGAAAUAUUUUAAAGUUUUGUACUAGUUCAAAAGGGUUUCUUUAGUAUAGACUUUAGUGAGAAGGUUUAUAUAGUUAGGGAAUGAUAAAAAUGGUUCAUGUUAUAAGUUACAGUGUAAUAAAAAUAAUUUUCAGUGCUUGGGCAUCCACUAUCAACAGACCUUUCCAAAUUCGCUACAAUCCCUACACUCAACGUGUCGAGAUUCUGGAUAGCGUACCAGCUGUUCAAAGUUUAGUCAAAGAUAUUAAAUGUAAGUGACUCACUUUAAAAAUAAUAUUAUUCAAUAUACGAUAGUCUUUAGUACCGUACCGUAACCCAAAAAUUUUGGUUUUUUUCAAAGUUACUUACUAUAAAAAUCGAAAAAUGAAAUUCUAGUAUUAAUUUACGUAGCUACUGUAACAUAAAGUAAAUAAAAAUUUUUUUCAGCUCAAAUGACCAAAUUGGAAGACGCUCUGAGCAAGAUCUGCAACGAGGACUAA